This is a messenger RNA of Corticium candelabrum, 766 nucleotides long. RefSeq lists its product as uncharacterized. NCBI's taxonomy places the organism in Eukaryota, Metazoa, Porifera, Homoscleromorpha, Homosclerophorida, Plakinidae. Gene Ontology annotation, molecular function: nucleic acid binding. Gene Ontology annotation, biological process: DNA integration. The coding region runs from base 35 to 766 and encodes 243 amino acids. The record is from RefSeq and is a predicted model, not a curated record. The transcript has a single exon.
UCCUCAGUUUAGGGCACAAGACUUCAAGGAGUUUAUGGAGGCCAAUGGAAUCAAGCAUCAACUGACUCCACCCUACCAUCCUGCAUCUAAUGGACAGGUAGAGCGAAUGGUACAAGAGUUGAAAAAGAGCUUGAAGGUUCGACCAGCGGGAAGAUCGAUAAGUCAUCAAGUGUCUUCGUUCCUUCUACACUAUCGUACGACUCCACAUACUGCAACAGGCAAAACUCCUGCCGAACUGUUGAUCAAACGAAUACCAAGAACCAAGUUAUCUUUGUUGCGCCCAGAGGUAAGUGACAUUGACAGAGAUGAACAGAGAAUCAAGUUCGAGGAAGCUACCAAACGAUCAAGACAACUGGAUCCUGGUUGUAAAGUCAGUGUGUGGAAUCCACGUCAAGGUAGUCGUGGUAGGUGGUUGGUGGGAACCGUUGAACAACAGCUAGGACCAACCAGCUAUUUAGUGAAUGUGGAAGAACAUUCCAGGUACGUGCAUAUAGACCAAAUGCGUUGGAGAGAUCAACGGAGUGUACCAGAAACAGCUGAUGUAAGUGUACCAGAGAUAGAGGUGGAAGAGAUACCAGUACCAGUCAUUCCUGUAAAAGAGACAGGACAAGUAGUUCAAUCUACUAAACACAAGGACCAAGAUGAGGAGUCUACCUUGAUCUCCAAGAAAAUGUUAUCACCUCCAGAAGACCAGGAGAUUGAGACUCCCAGACGAUAUCCAAAGAGACAAAACAGACAACCACCAGCAAGAUAUCGUGAACAAUAG